CUAAAAAUCUAAACAUCAAUUUUAAACGGACUUGUAAUAAUUUGUGCAUUUAUUACUGAUUAAGAAUAUUUAUAUAUAAUUGUUUCAAAAUAUAAAAAGUAAUGAUGAAUACAUGAUUAAAAAGAUAAGUUGUAUUACAGUUUCACAUGAUGUCUGCGUUUCCUAGUUAUAGUUUUUUGAAAAACUGUAGCUAUAUCUUCGAGACCUCUUAUCAAGAUAACCACUUAAAAACAUCCAAGGAAGAUUCGAAGCAACUCAAACUACACCAUCUUCCAAUUUGUUCGCCUCCUCAAAAUAAAACGUAUUAUCCACAUUUAUUACCCAAGCAGAUAUUUACACAGGAAACACUAAUCCCAUAUUCACAUCCCUUAAAAUUAUUUCAAAAGGACUGUUUUCGAUCCCGAUUAAAUCCAGCAAUAUCUCCCACUGUAAAAAGCAAUAACAAAAAGUUACGCAGCGAGAAACGACAUAUUCCUGAUGAACAAAAAGAUGAAAAAUAUUUUGAAAGACGAAGGCGGAAUAAUCAAGCUGCCAAGAAAUCUAGAGAUGCUAGGAAAAUAAGGGAGGACCAGAUAGCGCUUAGAGCAGCAAUCUUAGAACACGAAAACGCAGUUUUAAGAGCUCAAGUUCUGAGCCUUAGAGAAGAAGCUUCAUCUUUGAGGCAACUCUUGCUGCACUGCAAAUCUUUCGACAUGCCUCAAACAGAUGUUCAAGUUUGUGUAGUUGCUCAAUAA
Messenger RNA from Anthonomus grandis grandis, 734 nucleotides. Its product is annotated as transcription factor VBP-like. Gene Ontology annotation, biological process: regulation of transcription by RNA polymerase II. Gene Ontology annotation, cellular component: nucleus. The transcript has 4 exons. Bases 147 to 734 code for a protein of 195 amino acids. The record is from RefSeq and is a predicted model, not a curated record. Lineage: Eukaryota; Metazoa; Arthropoda; Insecta; Coleoptera; Curculionidae. Gene Ontology annotation, molecular function: RNA polymerase II cis-regulatory region sequence-specific DNA binding; DNA-binding transcription factor activity, RNA polymerase II-specific.